CGACUCAUUCUUCCUCCUCCCAGCAAUUUUGCAUCAUCGAUCUCAUCGAACGCCCAAACGAUUUUCAGCGCUUUUAUUGAUCUUCUUCCUCGGCCGGUUCGCUGCACUUCAUCUCUCCCGGAGACAAUGAGCUCAGCCUCGUACUCCUUGGUUUCAACGAGCAGUGCCAGAGCUCAGUUCCCGACUGGCUCUCCUCUGAAGUCAUCAAAAAGUCUAAAGGGACUGGGCUGCACAAACGUGUCAUUUGCUCCUAAUCGUGCAGUGGAAGUGCAAAUCCGCACCUCAAGGGGGCUCACUGUGCAAGCUGCCUAUCGUGAUGAAGGAAGGUCUAGUAGCGCAAAUGCAUUUAUUGGCGGCUUUGUUCUUGGAGGACUGAUAGUCGGCACACUUGGUUGUGUGUAUGCACCUCAGAUAAGCAGAGCCCUUGCUGGAACUGAUAGGAAGGAGAUACUGAAGAAACUCCCCAAAUUCAUAUAUGAUGAAGAUAAGGCUUUGGAGAGAACAAGCAAGGUGCUUGCCGAGAAGAUUGCCCAGCUGAACUCAGCAAUCGACAACGUUUCCACUCAGCUCCGAUCAGAAGAUACGCCAAAUGGUGCCGCUGGCGAAUUUGAUGAAGUUGAAUCUGCUCCAUGAGGAUGUUCAGGUUGCUGUGAGGGUGCUGAUAUCGAGAAAAUUAUCUGCAAUCUGUAGCUUCCAGUUCAAAAGAAUAAUCUUUUAGAUCUCUUAUGGAAUCUCGUGGCCCAACAUGAUUAUGAAACUGGUUACUCGUCCCCUUUUCACUCCUAUGAACUACUGUUUAGUCGUAGGAAUUGCUAUAUUUGGUCAGUUGCUGAUUCCAGGGUGAUAUUUCAACUCUCAACCAUGUAAUAAAUCUUGUUUGUCCGGGACCAAUUUCAAUUAUCUUUCGAGUUUGGUUA
Molecule: messenger RNA, 917 nt
Organism: Punica granatum (pomegranate)
Lineage: Eukaryota; Viridiplantae; Streptophyta; Magnoliopsida; Myrtales; Lythraceae
Source: RefSeq, a predicted model, not a curated record